CCAUCGUUGACAGGGCUCUCUACGAACCCUGUGGUCCAUAGAUCGAGUCAGUCUUAAGUCGAGUCAGUUAGGGGGAGAGUCUAAGUGGUGAGGAGUGGAACUGUCACUUGGUUGUGCACCUUUCACCAUGGUUGACAUGCGUAGUGGCCGGAGCACCUCCCCCUACACAGCAGAACAGGAGGCAAAAACCGCCGCCCUCCUGAAAGAGAAAAGAGAGAAGAAGAAGGCCAAGAAGAGGGCCCUGCUGGAAGAACAGGCGGCGAAAAUGAGGAAGAUUGAGGAGGAGAUGGCCAGAGAGAAGGAGAGGCUAAAGAGAGAAGAAGAAGAGAAGCUCAAGGCGGUAGAAGAGGGGAAAGAGGAGGAUGAACAACCACUGGAAAGGCGAAGAGCAGGAGGAAGAGGUGAAUCCAGUCGCACAAAAGAAGAUCAAAUGGAGAAGAAAAUUACAGAGUGGGUUGCUGGUUUGUCCCUGGGGGAAGAAGAAGAGGCACAGAUGUAUGUGCCCAAGGAAGAAAAAGAGGCCGCCAUGAGAGAGUGGGAUGUCGAAGAAGACCCACUCAAGCGGCAGACUAUGGAGGAUGAGAAGAUAAUGGCAAGAAACAUAGAGCGUCGGGCACAAGUCCAGGAAGAGCAAUAUUUAUUUGGUAGAGGUCAAGACAUUGCCUUACGCUCUAUACGGUUGGGGCUCAGGGACUUCGCCAGGGAAUUGACGACGCAGGUGGGCUCAGAGCCUAAUGAGGAGAAGCCUAUAGACCCUGCUAUUGCCAAGCUGCUGGAAGAGUUUACAGACUUAGCUAAGCCGCCAACAGGAGUAGUACCGCGGCCAAUCCAGCAUCGCAUUGAGAUAGAGCCUGGCAGUAUGACUCCUGAAGGAGCAGUGUAUAGGAUGUCCCCACGGGAGUUGGAGGAGCUGCGCAAGCAAUUAGACGAGCUCCUAGAGAAGGGUUGGAUUAGGCCCAUUUCGUCUCCAUUUAGAGCACCUGUUGUGUUUGUCCCCAAGAAGGAGGGAGAGCUCAGAAUGUGUAUAGACUAUAGGGGUCUCAAUGCUAUCACCAUGAAGAAUGCAGCGCCUCUGCCCCGUAUAGAUGAUCUUUUAGAUCGGGUGCAGGGUUGCAAAUAUUUUUCAAAGAUAGACUUGAAGUCCGGAUAUCAUCAGAUAGAGGUUCAUCCUGAUGAUCAGUAUAAGACCGCGUUCCGGACUAAAUAUGGGCACUACGAGUUCAUAGUCAUGCCCUUUGGACUAACCAACGCGCCAGCAACUUUUCAGCGUUGUAUGAAUGACUUGUUUAGGCCGUGGUUAAACAAAUUUGUAGUGGUCUACUUAGAUGAUAUUCUAGUGUUCAGUAGGACCCUCCAAGAGCAUGAGGGUCAUCUAAGGCAGGUCUUGGAGAAGCUCAGAGAGGUUAACUUCAAGAUCAACGCAAAGAAGUGUGAAUGGGCAAAGACUCAAGUUCUGUAUUUAGGCCAUGUCUUAGACGGAGACGACAUCAAACCAGAAGAUAGUAAGAUUGCAGCGAUUAGAGAUUGGCCUAUACCUCGCACGUUGAUAAAGUUGCGGUCGUUCUUAGGCCUAGCUAACUACUAUAGGAAGUUUGUUAGGAACUUCUCCACCAUCGUUGCGCCCCUUCACAGGUUGCUGAAGAAAGAAACGAUCUGGAAGUGGAACAAGGACUGCACGUCUGCCAUGAAGAAGUUAAAGCAGGCAUUGAUAGAGUACCCAAUCCUCAAAGUAGCCGAUCCGUCCUUACCUUUCGUCGUCACUACUGACGCGAGCCAGUACGGUAUAGGUGAUAUGUUACACCAAGACGAUGGCAAUGGGUAUAGGCCCGUAGAGUUCAUGUCUGCCAGAAUGCCUUCAGAGAAGCUAGCGACAUCUACCUACCUACGAGAGGGAACUCUACGCUCUCAGGCAAGCUUUAGAACAUUGGAAGCACUACUUGCUUGGGAGGCACUUUAAAGUUUAUUCAGACCACGAAACGUUAAGGUGGUUAAAGACGCAGGAUGACACCUAAGCGGACUAGGUGGGCCGCCGAAUUAGACCAAUAUGAUUUUGAGCUCAAGCCCGUCAAAGGGAAGUAUAAUGUAGUUGCGGACGCUCUGAGUAGAAGAGUUGAUUACUUUGGAGCGAUAGUUCAUUAUCUAGAUAUAGGGAGAGACCUGCAACAGAAAGUUAGAGAGGCGUAUGCGCAGGACCCUAUCUAUAGUGACCUCCUCAAGAGAGUAAAGGAGGCCCCAGAGU
Messenger RNA from Chara braunii, 2239 nucleotides. Lineage: Eukaryota; Viridiplantae; Streptophyta; Charophyceae; Charales; Characeae. The record is from the annotation of a GenBank genome assembly.